Molecule: messenger RNA, 489 nt
Organism: Rhizophagus irregularis DAOM 181602=DAOM 197198
Lineage: Eukaryota; Fungi; Glomeromycota; Glomeromycetes; Glomerales; Glomeraceae
Source: RefSeq, a predicted model, not a curated record
AUGGAUAUCUUGCAGGCAAUUCGUUUUAUCAUCCAAGCCUGGGGUGAGCUUAAUCCUGAAGUAGUUCGUAACUAUUUGAGAAAUGUUUCAGAAGAUAUCUGCCAAAAUGAAAACUUGGUACUUAAUGAACUCACAGAUGCACUUCGAGACCUUAAUCUCCCCUAUCCAAUGCAGGCAGAAGAGUUUCUCAACCUACCUGAAGAUAAUAUUGUUUACAAAGUUCCCGAAGAUGAUAAAAUUAUUGAAGAAUAUCUCUUCAAGAAUACUGACAAGGAGAAUAUGGAUCUAGAAGAAAUAGACGAUAGUGAUGAAAUUCCCGUUAUUAGUACUAGCACUGCAAUUGCUAGCUUAGAAACUGUGCGUAUGUUUCUGCUUCAACAGGAAAAUGCGGAAGAAUAUGUAAAGUUAGUGGGAAAAAUUGAAAAGUUUUUUAGGGUUAAAAAAACAAAUUCAUUGCGACAGACUGAUAUUAACGCAUACUUUCAUUAA